Messenger RNA from Procambarus clarkii (red swamp crayfish), 2531 nucleotides. RefSeq lists its product as uncharacterized. Gene Ontology annotation, molecular function: ubiquitin protein ligase activity. Lineage: Eukaryota; Metazoa; Arthropoda; Malacostraca; Decapoda; Cambaridae. Gene Ontology annotation, biological process: protein ubiquitination. The record is from RefSeq and is a predicted model, not a curated record.
GCCACCAGAUGGCUCUCCAGCCCACCAGGGUCUCCACCAGCCAGCCAGCCAGACUGCUCAUUCACUUGUCUGGUUCUGCCUGUGACACACGUCUCUGCUGCCCGCCGUCUGCUUCUUCACACACUCAGAAAUGUGCGACAAGCCUGAGAAUUGCGCAAUUUGUAAAAACAAAUUCGAUGAACCUCUACGGAGGCCGCGAAAUCUGCCUUGUGGCCAUACAAUCUGCUCACAAUGUGCUAGAGCUAUUCUACUGAAGGGUCUGUUCUUUUGCCCAAGCUGUCAUCCUGAGCGCAGUGUCGCAGCUGAUGCUCAGUUGCCAGUUAACAGUGCGGAGGCCAUUAUCACGAAACAAACUGAUAUUAGGCCGACGUCGGUGGCACCAGAAUCUGUUGAACCGCAAGACAAUUCAAUUAAAGUCGGCGAAAGUUUACGGUUGCAGGUGGAGCAGCAAAAGCUCAGAUUGAACCAGUUAACAGAACGUUGUGACAAACUAGUCACAAGUUUGGGAGAGUACCGGUCCCUGCUGAGGCACUGGGGGAUUAAACACUACCGACUUGAGGAGGGACUCUCUAGCCUGUUGGAACAGAACAACGCGGCGAUGAGACUGCUGGAGCAAGAGAUUAAAAGAGGGACAAACUUGGCAAGAGUAGGCCAGGAAACAAGGCGGCAGCUACAAGAGUUGAUGGUGCGCCUCGACACGCUAAACGCUGCACAAGAGGUAUACGUGGUCAUAAAGGACAUUGAUAAAUGUAAUGUGCGUUUAGAGCAAUGGGCGGCGAAGGGCAAGGAACUAUUCAGGAACGGCCGCACUGUCUUAAUGUCACUUAAGAGGCUGGAGAAAGCGAAGGCUUCCCUGAAGGCAACCUCUGAGAAGCAGGCCGCAGUAGCCCCCGUCAACCAGGAAGAGACUACAGUAGCCCCCGUCAACCAGGAAGAGACUACAGUAGCCCCCGUCAACCAGGAAGACACUCCAGUAGCCCCCGUCAACCAGGAAGAGACUACAGUAUCCCCAGUCAACCAGGAAGAGACUACAGUAGCCCCCGUCAACCAGGAAGACUCCGCCUCCAGCAGUGUGUCUAAAGUUCAGCCAAUUACUGAUGAUAUAUUUGGAGCGCUGUUAACAUUUAGUAUCGAACAUCUUCGUAAUAUCAGCCGGCCUCUCCAGAGCUUGGUGGUGGCUGGCCGGGUCUUCUCUGUCAAGGAAUUUCAUGGCGGGUUUUACUCGGCAAGGAUAACAUCACGAGGAGGAAAAAUGUAUCUUCAUGCAUUCGAGAAGCAGCCUCUGACCGCUUUUCCUGCUACAUUCAAGGACAGAGACAUUGCGCAGUUGCUGGACCACUCCUCCACCAUGGCGUGUCAAUUCACUGGACGUGACAGAGCUGCAAUGGAAGAGGUCGAAAUAUGCACCAGUCCUGACACUGCACUGGGCAAACGGUUCAUAUCGCUUCAUACUGGUGAGGUUCAUCAAGCUGGAGGGACUGAAGAACACGGAGAGUAUGUGGUAGUUGGGGAAUACGACAGGUUGCCUAAUGAUGACACACAUGAUCCACGACCCGCCGUGGAAGGGCAGCAUGGGAAGCCACCCAUGGAUUGGGUUGUGUACGCAUGGGUGCGGCCGGACACUGGAAACUGGUUGCAGUUCGGGAUCUCGCUUAAUAACUGCCCGAUGCCUGACACAUCUUCAGCGAAUGUAAUUGAUGGGGCGGUGGGAGGUCCGGAUGUGUUGAAGACGGCUGCUCGGGCCACUGAUCUCCCAGAGGUGUUGGUGCUCGACCGUGGUAUUGUGCUGCCAUUUUAGGUCUACACUGCUAUCCUACUUACCAGCAAUGUCACCACAAUGCUUCAUCCUUUUAUUUGUAAUUCAAUUUUGUUGGGACUCGCAAAUGUAAUAGUUUUAUUCCAGUUUACACAAUGGAAUGACGUAGCGAGUGGAUUUGUAUAAAAUAAAACGGUGAUUUAGUACAUUGUAUAGGCCUGCAAUGUAAUUUAUAUACGCUUAUGUAGCACAGCUCAAAGGAAGGCUUUCAACAUCUCUCCUUUGUUUACAGCUGUUAGGUAUUGUCAGACAUAUUAAAACUCCUGCAGGAAAUUCCAAAUUGUAAUACUUUUUCUUUCUUGGUCUGGGUUGGUUCCAUUGCAUCCAUAUUAGUGUAAUGUAACUAUUUAGUGUAAUCUUCUCUAUCACUAUUAUUAACACUAUCACCAGCCUUAACUGUUUUAUCACCACCACGCCUUUUUUUCACCAUAGCCGAUGUCACCUUCAGUGACGUCAUCGUUAAUUAUCAGCUGUUGGUCACACAUCACCAUCGCAUCUGCUUUACAGCUGUUCUUGUAUGUCCUUAAAUUCAUUCCUGCCUUUGAAUCCCUCGCCAUUGUCGCCCCCUAACACUCGCCUGUCAGGCGGGUCCCACAACCGGGCAAGUGACCAUACCCAGCAAUAAAUAUUUUAAGUUCCUAAUGACAUUUAUGGCUAGAUUUUAAUAUGUAUUUUACACAAUAAACCGCUCCGUGGUGUAGCCUUGGCAUGGUGA